Messenger RNA from Monodelphis domestica (gray short-tailed opossum), 1718 nucleotides. RefSeq names its product DnaJ heat shock protein family (Hsp40) member C28 (gene DNAJC28). NCBI's taxonomy places the organism in Eukaryota, Metazoa, Chordata, Mammalia, Didelphimorphia, Didelphidae. The record is from RefSeq and is a predicted model, not a curated record.
GAUCCACCGGCUGGGCUGGAGCCGCGUAUUCCACUUCGGCCCCCCCAGCCAGAAACUGAACCCGCCCAAGGGGAGGGCUGGGUCGGGAAGGGCACCGAAAGAAAGCGCAUGCGCCGAGGCGCCCUUGGCUGGGAGGGAGGCCAGGGGGCGCCCGGAGUCCUUCCCGGCUUAAUUGAAGGUCAUUGCUUAGAAUGCAACUAAAUCUCAACAACCAUGAAGUGGCUAUGUGUAAUUAUGAGUCCCAAAUUCAGAUAUUCUCUUAUGGUAAACAUAGCAAUGAUUUCAAACCAGAUGAAAGUUAUUCCAUCUCCUUAUAUCCUUAGUAAUAGAAUGAUGUCAUAUUACAAAACUAGAAAGAACAUCACAGAAUAUUACAGCAUACUUCAUCUUAAUGAAGGAUGUUCUGCAAAUGAAGUAAGAGAAUCUUUUCGUCAGCUUGCCAAGCAGUUUCACCCAGACAGUGGGUCCGGUACAGCUGAUUCUGCAUCAUUUAUACAGAUAGAAGAAGCCUAUAGGAUGGUAUUGGCCCAUGUAGCAGAGAAAACAAAACAGAGACAAAAGAAGUUGUUGGAGGAAGAGGAGGAAGAAGAUAUGUCCACAUAUAAAACACCACAACACAGGCAUUAUUUAAGUUAUGAAGGUUUUGGUUUUGGAACUCCAAGUCAACGAGAGAAACAAUAUAGGCAAUUUAGAGCAGAUCGUGCUACGGAGAAAGUAAUGGAAUAUCAAAAGCAGAAACUAGAAAACCAAAUUUAUAAACAUAGUGUGAUUGCUAAAAAUGUAAGGCAAAGUAAGCAGCAAAAAAUAACUCAAGCAAUUGAGCGCUUAGUUGAGGACCUCAUUCAAGAGUCAAUGGCUAAAGGAGACUUUGAUAAUCUGAGUGGUAAAGGAAAGCCCCUGAAAAAAUUUUCUGGCUGCUCCUAUAUUGAUCCCAUGACUCAUAACCUGAACAGGAUUCUAAUUGAAAAUGGAUACCAGCCAGAAUGGAUUCUAAUGCAAAAGGAAAUAAAAGAUACUAUUAAGCAACUCAGAGAAGACAUUUUGAUCUCAAGGAAUAAACUUGGGCAUCCAAUGACAUCAAGUGAGCUAAAGCAGUGGACCCAAAUUUGUGAGAAAUUUCAAGAAAAUAUUAAAAAAUUAAACAAGCGAAUUAAUUAUUUUAAUUUGAUUGUUCCUAUUCUAAACAGACAAAAAGUUCAUUUUGAUGCAGAGAAAGAAAUUGCCAGAGUCCAAAAAACAUGUGAAAAUUCAAUAAAAACAGAGAAGAUGAAUAAAAAAAGCACAGUUAACAUUGAACCAGAAAUCCAACAAACAGUUGGAAUUAAGAAAGGCUUUUUAAAAUGGAUAAUACCAUGGAGAUGGGGUAAAAUAUGAGGAUUUCAGGAUUGUAUUUCAAAAAGACUUUUUUUAGAUCUGCUGACUUCAAACGUGAGAUAUAUUUGCUGUCAUACUUAUUUAUAUCUGCUCAUCUCAGUGAAAGAAUUUCCAACCAGUCUUUAAGGAUGUAUGUGCCCACCAACUAUAUAUGAAAGACUACAACAACAACAACAAAAUCCCAAAACCACAAACUCGAGGACUCAUUUGGGAUGGGGCAAGAACCACAUUCUGCAAAUUUUGGAAUUAAAAACAGUCAUCAAUUGAAAUGAGUAAGGAUAAAAAUGUGGAACUAGUAAAUUCAGGUCAUGAAGUCAAUAAAGAUUGCUUCCAUCAUUAAACUA